CUUUCAAUUUUAAUGCUUUACGCGCGCCGUUACGGAAACGAUGCCGCUAUCCACGACCGGCCCCUCGCCGUCACCGGCGUUAGAAGAAGAGCAGUCACCUCACGACGAUGACGGUUAUGACGUUAACAAUGACGACGCUUCGUUCAGCGUCGUUUUACUGGACGAGGAGGGUUUCCCGUCACAAGCCCCCGGCGAAAACGGUUCACCAAGCGGAUCGGAAACGGCGUCGGAAAAAAGCAGCUUCGCCGCUGAUUUCUAUCAAUGCGGAACAGAUUGGUCUUCGUUGUUGUCGCCAGAGGAUCGUAGACACAGCGAUCACGCGCGCGAUUCGGGGAAGAAGCUGAAGCAGGGGAACCUGUUGCAGAUUUGGGGGUUCAGAAGAAACAAGACCGUUGGUUCCGUUGAAUCUGGACCCAAUCAAAGUAGUUAUUGUGGUGACGGAGGUGAGGGUUGUGUUUCUUCCGAGAGGAAGAUUGUGAAACGUGGAAAUUGGGGUUCGAUUUUGCGUGACACGGGGAAAGUGUUUGAGAAGCCUAAAUCUUCUAGCAAGCGAAAGGAACCCCAUGCGGAAAAUAGAGUUACACGUGCUUGUCCCUUUUAUAAGAAAAUCCCAGGGACAACCUUCACUGUUGAUGCUUUUCGUUAUGGGUGUGUUGAGGAGUGCUCAGCGUAUUUUCUUAGUCAUUUCCACUGUGAUCAUUAUGGUGGCCUUAGCAAGAAAUGGUCCCAUGGCCCUAUUUAUUGCUCUCCUCUCACGGGACGGCUUGUUCAAAUGUGUCUCUCGGUAAAUCCUUUGUACAUCUACCCUUUGGAAUUUAACACUGAACACGUGAUUGAUGGUGUCAAAGUGACCUUGUUAGAAGCUAAUCAUUGUCCUGGUGCAGCUUUGAUCCAUUUUGACCUCCCAAAUGGGCCAUGUUAUUUACACACUGGAGACUUCAGAGCAUGUAAAAAAAUGCAAUCUUACCCUCUUCUUAUAAAUCAACGUGUGAAUGUACUUUAUUUGGAUACCACAUAUUGCAACCCAAAAUACAGGUUCCCUUCCAAAGAAGAUGUACUAAAUUAUGUUGUCAAAAUUACGAAGAACCACCUCAAAAUGCAUCCCAGAGCUUUAGUGGUUGUUGGGGCAUACAGUAUUGGCAAAGAAUGUGUAUAUCUUGCAAUUUCUAAGGCACUCGGGGUGAAAAUCUAUGCCAAUGCUUCAAGAAGGCGGAUUUUGCUAGCUUUUGGUUGGCCCGACCUUUCAGAUAGUCUCUGUACAAAUGGAAAUAAGACACUUCUCCAUGUUCUGCCCAUGUCAUCUCUGAGAUUUGAGACCUUAAAGAAUUACUUGAAGACCUACAAGGAACAAUUCACAGCGAUAUUGGCAUUUCGUCCAACAGGUUGGACUUUCAGUGAGAAGAUACGCAACGAUCUGGAACUAAUUAAACCUGUUUCCAAAGGAAAUAUCACGAUAUAUGGGGUUCCCUACAGUGAGCACUCCAGCUUCAAAGAACUGCAAGAUUUUGUUCAGUUUUUGAGGCCUGACAAGAUAAUUCCAACUGUGAAUGUCGGGAAUGCUGCUAAUCGAGAAAAGAUGCAAUCCUACUUCCGAGACUGGUUGAAAGGAUAAAGUAUCUGGCUCUGCUUUUCGUUAAGAAACUGAAUUUUUAAUAAGGUUUCCGUUUAGAAACCAAUUUCCGGGGACUCAACAUUUACUGCUGCUUGCAGAAGGUGAUACAUGAAUUUUUUUUGCAUCUUGACCAUUAUGAUUACAUGUUCUAACAAAUGGCUGCAGUACAACAGAUGUUUUACUACAUGUUUCAGCUUGACCCCUGGUAUGCUUCCCAUUUGUUGUCCCUGGUAUGCUUCCCAUUUGUUGUCCGCUAAAAAUCUCCCUAAAAGGUCCUACUGCAAAGGCAUACAAUUUUAUGACAAACCAAAGUUGAAAAAUAUAAACUUUGAUGCCAAGCCUUCUGCGUACAAAGCACUUGCCCAUUUUGAACAUUGUUUUUUAAUAUCGUGUAAAAUACCAGUGAGAAUUCCCUCAGGAUUCAUAUUUUUUAUCCUGGAUGUAGGACAAGUAAUUGUAAGAGUUCUAUUCUUCAAGGCCUCGUUAUAUCCAUUAGAGCUUUGG
Molecule: messenger RNA, 2116 nt
Organism: Abrus precatorius (Indian licorice)
Lineage: Eukaryota; Viridiplantae; Streptophyta; Magnoliopsida; Fabales; Fabaceae
Product: DNA cross-link repair protein SNM1
Exons: 9
Coding region: 41-1612 (523 amino acids)
Biological process (GO): protection from non-homologous end joining at telomere; double-strand break repair via nonhomologous end joining; interstrand cross-link repair
Molecular function (GO): 5'-3' DNA exonuclease activity; damaged DNA binding
Source: RefSeq, a predicted model, not a curated record